This is a messenger RNA of Trichoderma asperellum CBS 433.97, 859 nucleotides long. Lineage: Eukaryota; Fungi; Ascomycota; Sordariomycetes; Hypocreales; Hypocreaceae. The record is from RefSeq and is a predicted model, not a curated record.
GGCCUCUUUGAAAACACACCGCUAGAAACUCAUAAGGCGGUGCGGAGUAUACCUAGUAUAAUGUACAGGCCGCUAUUUUAUCCCUCUUCUUUCAUCGACGUCCUUCAACUUCGCCAUUUUGGGCUUCCCACAUACACCUCCGCUGGUACCACUGGGUGUGGGUAAUUGAGUUACUAAACUAGCUCUAUUCCCGAUAACCAAAGAUUGCCUUGCUUGGCAAACGGUGAGUACAUGAAAGAGCUUGGAAAAGAGAUUUCCAGUGCCACUUUGCAUGAGUUGAUUGACUGGAAAUGGACCUAAGCUGCAGGCAUUCUUUUUCGUUUACAUGAUGCCUCCCCAGAACGGACAUCCAGCUGCCUUUGCGACGCCUUGUCGACCCAUUCGCCAACGUGGGUUGGACACGACACAAAGGGUCAGCGAAGCCGAGUCAGCUCUUCGCAUGGUGCAUCGCAUCCAGGAUUGCGCCGAGGCUAACAGAGAGCCGGAGGAGAUGCCUACUCGCAGCCGUUUAAAUCCCAUCGUUACUCUUCCUAAUAGAAACGGUACAGCUGGUCACGAUUGCUCUGACCAGCCAAGGGGUAUUGCGGAAGCACACAACUGCCGAUAUCAAAUCAGGCCAGCGCGGAGCAUGGCCUAUUCCCGCACACGCUAUUCAACAGCGGCCUUGCCAGCACGAGGACAUGGCGACAUGACCCUGGAAGCGAAGGGGUUGGGAACUAACGCAGAAGCACGAAUAGGGCAAUCAUUCUACGGAGUACAAGCCGAUAAUGAGAUGUACCAUGCAUCAGCGCGCAUGCACCAAGAUCCCAGGCUAUCCCCUUCUUCUUCUACUACUACUUCUACGUCUUACAGUAUGUAG